This is a messenger RNA of Saitoella complicata NRRL Y-17804, 851 nucleotides long. RefSeq names its product putative glutathione S-transferase. The record is from RefSeq and is a predicted model, not a curated record. The transcript has a single exon. The coding region runs from base 32 to 847 and encodes 271 amino acids. NCBI's taxonomy places the organism in Eukaryota, Fungi, Ascomycota, Saitoellomycetes, Saitoellales, Saitoellaceae.
CAACUUCAUCCACGGGCCGUUCUUCCUUUUGAUGCUCCCCCGUCUCUCCUCUAUCGCUCGACACAUCAGACCCUUCUCAACAACUAAAAUGUCUUCCCAAACCCCGAACAUCCUCCUCCUCACCACAGGCACUCCAAACGGCCAGAAAGUCUCCAUUACCCUCGAGGAGCUCGGUCUCCCCUAUGAGACCAAAUCAAUCUCGCUCCAGAAGAACGAACAAAAGGAAGACUGGUUCCUCAAGGUCUGUCCCAACGGCCGCAUCCCCGCUCUCGUGGACCGUACCGCCGGCGAGGGUAAAGAACUCAACUUCAUGGAAUCCGGCGCAAUCAUGCAAUACCUCACCGCAACCUACGACAAAGACUACAAAAUCUCAUACCCCUACGGUACUCCCGAAUACUGGGAAACGCAGCAAUGGAUGUUUUGGAUGAACGCCGGACUCGGUCCUAUGCAAGGACAGGCGAACCACUUUUACCGUUAUGCGCCGGAGAAGAUCGAGUAUGGUAUCAACCGCUACAUCAACGAGACUAAACGCCUCUACUCCGUCCUCGAGGAUCGGCUCGCUAAGAACCCCUCUGGAUGGCUGGUCGGUGACCGCAUGACCAUUGCUGAUAUCGCAUGUUUCUCAUGGGUUAACUGGGCAUUCUGGGCCGGCGUUGACUCGACCGAAUUCAAGAAGUUGACGGAAUGGGAAAAGAGGAUUAACGAGCGCGAGGCGGUAAAGAGGGGAUUGGACGUUCCGGAGCCGUUCACGAUGAAGGCGAAGAUGCAGAGUAAGGAGGAGGCGGAUAAGUAUGCGGAGGAGAGUAGGAAGUGGAUCAUGCAGGGAAACGACAAGGAGAAGAAGUAGGUGU